CUUCUGGCGUCACUUUCCGCGCGACUUCCUGCGGAGAAGAACAUGGCGGCAGUCGGCGGUGUCCGCUGGAUGACCCGAGCGCUGGUCGCUGGUGCGAACGGUGGGGCAUGGAGAAGCCUGGGCACCUCGGCCACAGUGCGCGCCGCCUCGGCAAGUCAGGCCGUGGACGUGAGGGGGGAAGGCGCCUUUCCGGUGACUAUGUUGCCAGGAGACGGCGUGGGGCCUGAGCUAAUGCACGCUGUCAAGGAGGUGUUCAAGGCUGCCGCAGUCCCGGUGGAGUUCCAGGAGCACCACCUGAGUGAGGUGCAGAAUAUGGCAUCAGAGGAGAAGCUGGAGCAGGUGCUGAGUUCCAUGAAGGAGAACAAGGUGGCUAUCAUUGGGAAGAUCCACACCCCAAUGGAGUUCAAGGGGGAACUAGCUUCCUAUGACAUGCGGCUGAGGCGUAAGUUGGACUUGUUUGCCAAUGUGGUCCAUGUGAAGUCACUUCCUGGGUACAAGACUCGACACAACAAUCUAGACCUGGUGAUCAUUCGGGAGCAGACAGAAGGGGAAUACAGCUCUCUGGAACAUGAGAGUGCGAAGGGCGUGAUUGAGUGCUUGAAGAUUGUCACUCGAACCAAGUCUCAGCGGAUUGCAAAGUUCGCCUUUGACUAUGCCACCAAGAAGGGGCGGGGCAAGGUCACAGCUGUGCACAAGGCCAACAUCAUGAAACUUGGGGAUGGGUUGUUCCUGCAGUGCUGUGAGGAAGUUGCUGAACUGUACCCAAAAAUCAAGUUUGAGACAAUGAUCAUUGACAACUGCUGCAUGCAGCUGGUGCAGAAUCCUUACCAGUUUGAUGUGCUUGUGAUGCCCAAUCUCUAUGGGAACAUUAUUGACAACCUGGCUGCUGGCCUGGUUGGGGGAGCUGGUGUGGUCCCUGGUGAGAGCUACAGUGCAGAGUAUGCAGUCUUUGAGAUGGGCGCCCGGCACCCAUUUGCCCAGGCAGUGGGCAGGAAUAUAGCCAACCCCACAGCCAUGCUGCUGUCGGCUUCCAACAUGCUGCGGCAUCUCAAUCUUGAGUAUCACUCCAACCUGAUUGCUGAUGCGGUGAAGAAGGUGAUCAAAGUUGGCAAGGUGCGGACUCGAGACAUGGGCGGCUACAGCACCACAUCCGACUUCAUCAAGUCUGUCAUCGGCCACCUGCACCCCCAUGGGGUCUAGAGCCCUUUAUUUCCUCCAGUCUCACAAGGACCAUACUACCUACACAUCCCUCCAGUACAGUGGACCACAACAGACCUCCCCUCUAGACAGCGGACCAUAAAUCACCUUUCUGGGCAGAGCCUAGGUUGUCCUGGGGCUGGCUUCCUCCUAUUCCCUAAGGAACUGCCGGUGGUGGUGGGCUGUUAGGGGUGAGGCCCAGGCAGAGGGAUGAUGACAAUUCUCCCCCACAGGUUCGAACCUCUGACAUGGGUGGUUAUGCCACCUGCCAAGACUUCACUGAGGCUGUCAUUGCUGCCCUGCCCCACCCAUAGACCCCACCCAUACCUGUGUAAGGUGUUCAAUAAAAUGUGCGUCAACUUC
Molecule: messenger RNA, 1560 nt
Organism: Choloepus didactylus (southern two-toed sloth)
Lineage: Eukaryota; Metazoa; Chordata; Mammalia; Pilosa; Megalonychidae
Gene: IDH3B
Product: isocitrate dehydrogenase (NAD(+)) 3 non-catalytic subunit beta
Exons: 12
Coding region: 43-1200 (385 amino acids)
Biological process (GO): isocitrate metabolic process; tricarboxylic acid cycle
Cellular component (GO): mitochondrion
Molecular function (GO): oxidoreductase activity, acting on the CH-OH group of donors, NAD or NADP as acceptor; NAD binding; magnesium ion binding
Source: RefSeq, a predicted model, not a curated record